AAGAAAGAAAGAAAGAAAGAAAGAAAGAAAGAAAUCAUGGCCUUCACAUCCACCAAGAAGCACGCCUCGCUGGCCAGCCUCGCGCUGCUCACGGCCGCCGCCAGCGCGUCGGCCCUCGUCUCCCCGCGCCAGGCCUCCUCCUCCCAGGAGGACUACAUCAACUCGGUGUGCCGGCCUCCGCUCGCCGAGGACGCCGACACGAGCUCCGCGUUUGUCGUGCCCCCUUGCAUCGCCGUCGAGACCAUCGAGGGCCUGUGCCAGCCCAACGGCACCUCGCCGCUGGCCCUCGAGGCCCACGCCCAGUGCAUGUGCGGGAGCACCUUCUUCUCCCAGUGGCGCGGCUGCCAGGCGUGCCAGGUCUUCCACGGCGCCCGCUCCGAGCGCGAGGUCGCCCACUUCGAGGCCGCCCUCGUCAUCGCCAGCUCCGAGCUGUGCGGCGCCGCCGCCACGCCGACGGCCCCGUUCCCGGUCCUCUUCUCCAGCGCAGACUUUGUCGCCCCGUACCCCAGCACCGGCGCCACCACCUCGCGCGACGCCAAGCCCAGCGACCCGGCCGUCAGCCUGUACUUUACGCCCUCGGGCUCGUCGUGGGGUGCCGGCGCCAUCACGGGAAGCGCCACGGCCGCCACCGCUACGGGCGGCGGUCUCACUCUCACGCUGACGGCUAGUGACUCCGACUCCGACUCGUCCUCGUCGGCCGGGACAACCGCGUCCCGUAGUACUACUGGCGGCAGCAGCCCCAGCAGUAACCAGCAGUCGACCAUCUCCACGACUUCGGCCCCUGGCAUGGCUGCUCCCACGGCGGGCGCUGGUGUCAAGGGACUUCUCCUUGCUGUUGCUGGCGGCGCCAUGGUUGCUGCGUUGUGAUAGACAUCCUCUUCAUGUCGACGGAGUACGAGUGUCGUCUGUCGCCCAAGCUGGGAAGCUGGACACGACGAGGCGCAGAGGUGGAAUUGCAGCAUUUACACACGAAAAACAUACCUAAUGAGCAUGAAAGGAGAACGGGCCACGAGGGAGGAGAGAGUAAUGUUGUAAUGAGAAUAGGAACGUUGGGACCCCCCAAAACGACAUACCCACCACCUUUACCUAAUGCAACGGCCACAGUCUUCACCGUGGCUUCGUUCAAGCAAUAGACACAAUAAACGAGCCUUUCCAAUUAUCGCCAUGUCCCGAGCCAUACUCAUCAGGGCGUGAUCAAUUGGGAGUGCAUGCUGGCUGGCCUGCCUACAGGGGCUCGUCU
Molecule: messenger RNA, 1240 nt
Organism: Microdochium trichocladiopsis
Lineage: Eukaryota; Fungi; Ascomycota; Sordariomycetes; Xylariales; Microdochiaceae
Exons: 1
Coding region: 37-867 (276 amino acids)
Source: RefSeq, a predicted model, not a curated record